UCUGACGUGAUGAUGACGGAAGAGAUGCAAGUGGGAUAUAAAGUGCAGUGCCUGGCGCGCAGAGUGAAUGGAGCAGUAUAAGGAAACGUGACUACCAAACGAUACAACUCUUUGAUCUUCAGACAGUUUUUGGACUUUUAUCUUUAACUUUGGUGUAAAGUAUUCUCUCGGGUUUCUUCAGGUCACGUUGAGCAGGACUCGUCUAAAAGCGGACAAAAGAUGAAAUACAUUAUAGGAAUUGGCGGAGUCACUAAUGGUGGUAAAACCACCCUGACGAAUAAGUUGAUCAAGACAUUGCCCAACUGCUGUGUUGUGCACCAAGAUGACUUCUUCAAGAAACCUGAUCAGAUAGAAGUCGGGGAGGACGGCUUUAAACAAUGGGAUGUGAUCACAUCUUUGGAUAUGGAGGCCAUGACCAACACAGUGAAAGGCUGGAUGGAGAAUCCAGUGAAGUUUGCCCGUUCCCACGGUGUCACACUGUCUCCUCCAUCUGACGAAUCCAAUCCUGACGAGCAGAUCCACAUUCUCAUUGUGGAGGGUUUCCUGCUCUACAACUUCGAGCCUCUUCUGGGUGUCUUUGACAAGAGCUAUUACAUUUCGAUUCCCUAUGAGGAGUGCAAGAGAAGGAGAAGUACAAGACAGUACACGGUCCCCGACCCCCCCGGUCUGUUCGAUGGCCACGUUUGGCCGAUGUACCUGAAGAAUAGGACAGCGAUGGAGGAGUGCAGUUUGAGUAUUGAGUACCUCGAUGGUUUGAAAAACAAAGAGGAGAUCUACAAUCAGGUGUAUGAAGACAUUCAGAACAACCUGCUCAAUCGUUUAUAGGAAGAAUCCCCCACUCCUGUACAUAUUUUGUAAAUAGUCCCAUGGAUUCUUUUUUAUGAAGCUUUUUGUAUUCCUUGUUUGUAAAUGGAGCAAAGCAACUUUAAUUUAUAAUUGUUUUAUUUAUCAUCUUCAGAUGAUCAAUAUUUUUGUUCUUCCUUUUCAAAAAAGUGAUUGUUGAAAAGAUCAUUAGUGUGUCACUGUUAUAUUAAACCUCUACAUUGUACUAGACCACUCGUUGCAUUCUCCUAUGAAUAAAUGCAUUUUGGUGCUGUUUAUAUACAGCA
This is a messenger RNA of Notolabrus celidotus (New Zealand spotty), 1109 nucleotides long. RefSeq names its product muscle-specific beta 1 integrin binding protein (gene mibp). Bases 220 to 825 code for a protein of 201 amino acids. The transcript is spliced from 8 exons. Lineage: Eukaryota; Metazoa; Chordata; Actinopteri; Labriformes; Labridae. Gene Ontology annotation, cellular component: cytoplasm. The record is from RefSeq and is a predicted model, not a curated record.